UGCGCAAACCUAGUACAAUAGCAGAUGAUACCUAUGAUGUUCCAAAUAAUUCCUAGUUCUUUUGUGAUGCUUCUCUUUUUCUUGAUUUUCUUGUCCCUCAAUUCCUCUGUUUCUUUUGGACAAGAAUUAUCAAUUGGAGACCAAAUUGGCGCAAACAAAACAAUUACCAUUGGUGUUACUAUUGUUUCUUCUGGUGGAAAGUUUGAAUUAGGCUUUUUUACACCAAACAACGGUUCCAGUUAUUACAUUGGCACGUGGUACAAAAACAUUAGCCCACAAACAGUAAUUUGGGUGGCGAAUCGCCACUUGCCUCUUUCUUUUUCCGAAAUGGCCAAUGCAGAAUUCGCGAUCACGAAUGGCAAUUUGGUCCUCCUGAAUGGCACCAAACAGCUAAUUUGGUCUACGAAUAUCGACUCCACAGAGCAUAAUUCUGUGGUAGCUGUCCUUGGUAAUGAUGGGAAUUUUGUCUUGAGAGAUUGUUCAAAUUCAACUUCUCGUGUACUCUGGCAAAGUUUCGAUCAUCCUAGUCAUACCUUUAUGCCUGGCUCGAGAACUGAUUACAACAAAAAUACCAAUUCCACGCGAUACAUCACGUCCUGGAGGAGUUCAGAAGAUCCUAGUCCGGGACCUUAUACAGUCGAAAUUAAUCCAACCAAUGGCCAGUUUCGGGCAAUGUGGAAUAGGACUGAGGAAUACUGGAACAGUGGAUCCACUUGGGAUGGAGAUAGUUUCAGCAGCGUGCCGUAUAACAUUCCCAACACGACGGUUAAUUAUACGUAUGUCAAUGAUGACAACGAGGUUUAUUACUUCAGUCCGUUAGUCAUAUCAAGAUUCGUGAUCGAUGUAACGGGGGAAAUGAAGCAGUUCACAUGGUUGGAUAGUUCCAAGCAGUGGAAUGUGUUUUAUCUUCAACCAGCACAGCACUGUGAUGUCUAUGCUUAUUGUGGGGCAUUUGGAACUUGCAAUCUGCGCUCAACUUCAGUAUGCAGGUACAGUGGCGAACUCAGGAUUUUUAAAUCAGGGCUCCUCAAUCAUUUUUAA
Molecule: messenger RNA, 1041 nt
Organism: Lycium ferocissimum
Lineage: Eukaryota; Viridiplantae; Streptophyta; Magnoliopsida; Solanales; Solanaceae
Product: G-type lectin S-receptor-like serine/threonine-protein kinase At2g19130
Exons: 1
Coding region: 25-1041 (338 amino acids)
Biological process (GO): recognition of pollen
Source: RefSeq, a predicted model, not a curated record